Leishmania braziliensis MHOM/BR/75/M2904 is the source of this 747-nucleotide messenger RNA. RefSeq lists its product as hypothetical. The transcript has a single exon. NCBI's taxonomy places the organism in Eukaryota, Euglenozoa, Kinetoplastea, Trypanosomatida, Trypanosomatidae. The record is from RefSeq and is a predicted model, not a curated record. Gene Ontology annotation, biological process: recombinational repair. Bases 1 to 747 code for a protein of 248 amino acids.
AUGAAUCCACACAAUGUGCUCGAGUCACUUGCAAGGGAAAAGGGCGUCGGACUUACGCACCUCUCCGAGAUCAGCAGCAAGUAUUCUCGGUCGGCGAAAGUGGCGUGCUGCGGUGGGCUCAUGACGCGCCUAGUGACGGAGAGCGCCGCCGAUUCCACGGUGCUCCUGCGUGACGGCAGUGGCUCGUGUUACUGUGCCUUGCAUGGAGACAUCACGAACCGCUAUCCCGAUGUCUUGACCACCGACGCACUCCUUUUCUUUACGGACAUCACGGUCCUAGUCGUCUCCUCCAAGGUGCCGCCGAUGUUGAUCGCGUGUUUGCAGAACCUCGCUGGUCUCUUGCUGCCUGAUAAGGCAACGAGCACCGCUGCUGCUACGGCCUCGAGCGCCACGGCGGGAGGGACGCAGUCCACUCCGCCGCGCACCUUCCUUCCUCGUGGCGCCAUGCCUCAUAACGAUGGCUUUGCUUGCUCAGACACGUGGCAGUUGGACCUUCUCACCGGUGUCCAAAGAGGAUACGACAGCACGGGCAUGUUCAGCGGCUCAGAGAGUGCUGGGGGAAGCUGCACUGAGCCGCACGCCUCUGCAGCCGCCGUCUCUCUGGCCCAUCCCGCCCUUGUUGGAGAGCGUCGCGAUAGUGCCCCGGCGGAAAAGAGAAUAUGCACCGAAAAUACCGCUGCACCCGCAGCACUUGAUGUGGAUGACGAAGACGAUGCAGAGUGCUUGGAGCUGGUGGAUGAGAUGUGA